This is a messenger RNA of Scaptodrosophila lebanonensis, 4432 nucleotides long. RefSeq names its product putative mediator of RNA polymerase II transcription subunit 26 (gene Bub1). Gene Ontology annotation, biological process: mitotic spindle assembly checkpoint signaling; meiotic sister chromatid cohesion, centromeric; protein phosphorylation. Gene Ontology annotation, molecular function: protein kinase activity; ATP binding. The transcript has 4 exons. The record is from RefSeq and is a predicted model, not a curated record. NCBI's taxonomy places the organism in Eukaryota, Metazoa, Arthropoda, Insecta, Diptera, Drosophilidae. Bases 410 to 4150 code for a protein of 1246 amino acids.
UUUCGUCGAUUUUUCCAGACAGGUUCACUCGAUAGCUCCAGGAAAGCGUGAAAAAGCAAGAAAACGAGCGGGGAAAAGCGGAUAGGCGCAGGACACAUAAACUAUCUCGAGUGAACUUAAACAUACAAAUAGUAAACAAGUGCGAAAACAUCAUAGGACUUAUGCUAAAGCUGUCAAGCAGCAAGUAUUUGUGCCUGAGUGUACGCCAUUCGAUACCUAAUUCAGGCCAUCGGAGCACACUCUAAGCAUAUUUGAUAAUAAUUUGUUUUUAUUACGAAACUUCAUAGUGCGUAUGCAUUAACCACUCGCGAUCUCCGUAAGACCGCCACAUUAUUGUUGCACGUGCAUGUCGUGUGUAUGUUCGCAAGCAUAGCACGUCGAGCACGGCAGCAGUGGCCGCAGAAUUUCCAUGGCAAUGCACUCCUCUUAUUUGCGUCCCAACCAAAGCCAAACAAACAACAGCGUGAGCGUCAACAGCGAUCAAAUGCGCAGCUUCGUAAAGGACAAACAGGCCUGGGAGCACGCUGUUGCCUUGUACCAAGGGCCAGAUCCCCUUGACCAUUGGUACAACUACAUAUGUUGGUACGAGAACCACGCACACAGCGAUCCGGAGAAUAAAUUCCGAGAGACGCUCGAACGCUGCCUUACCGUAUACGAGCACAAUGACUACUAUAGGCAGGACCCACGGUUGGUGCGUCUGUGGCUGAAGUACAUAGCAAUGCAGACAGAUCCACUGCACUUUUAUCAGGUGCUCUACCAGCGAGGCACCGGGCGCCAAGUGGCUGCGUUCUACAUCGGCUGGGCAAGUUAUUACGAAUCUAGGGAGGAGUACAAAGACGCCGAGGCAGUAUUCAAUUUGGCGUUUCAGGAGAAGGCACAAAGCAAUGCCGAGCUACAGCAUGCACAUAGUAAAUUCACAUAUGCGCGUUCUUUGCAUCUCCAGCAACAGCAGCAGCAUUUGCAACAAGCACCGCAGCCAGAUGCCUUGCAACAACUGGCAACAUAUACGCAAAAUCACCACCAGCAGCAGCAACAACAUCAGGCUCAUCAACCGAUGCCACAAAGCUAUCCGCAGCCGCAUCGCCCCCAGCAGCAACAGCAACAACAUCAUCCGCCAUAUCUGCAGCAUGCACAGCAGCAACAGUCUCAGCAUAUCUAUCACCAGUCGCAAUACCAAACGCAUCCCCAUGAGCUGCCUGCAGAGCAGCAACCUGCCAACCUUCCACACCAGCAUCCGUAUCCUCCACAUCAAAACCAACAAACGCAGGCACACUCCCACUACCAGCAUCAGCAUACUCAGCAACCGCAUCCUCUUCAACGUUACGAACAACAGCUGCAAGCUACAGCCGGAGCUGCCGCUUUGCAACACCCACACGCACAAGCACAGGUACAAUCACAGGCACAGACUCAGCAGCAUUUUCCGCAUAUUGUGCCACACAGUCAGCUUACGCCGCCAGCCUCACAUUAUGAGCCACAGCAACAAACAGCACCUCCUCAACAACAGCAACAACAGCAGCAGCAAUUGCAUGGCCAGCAUCCCAAUGCUCAUGCACAACCGCAGCCACAGCAGCUUAAUCAGCAUCAACCAUACCAGCAGCAAAAUGGCAAUGGUUUAUCUACGAGUCAAGCCGCAUCGGCUCCUGCAACUGUGGAGAGCUCGUUAGAUGUGGCAGGACUGCGACUUCCUCGCAACUUUCAUCCCUGCGGACGCAACAAUCACGAGACCUGGAAACCAGCGUUGACGCUGGAGGAGCCAGAGGAUCCGUGUCGGGUCUGUCACUAUCCCAAGCAACUGGUUUAUCCAAUCGGCGCGGGCAUUGAAUACAGUCCGGAGGAGUUGCGAGCGCGCAAAUAUGCGCAGCUUUUGGAGCAGAGGCGUCGGCAGCAAUCAGCACCACAGCAGCCACAUCAGCAACAAGCCAAUGUUAUAGUACAAGAACAGCUGAAUCAAAAGGAGCCACUUGCGUAUUCAGCAACUGUUUUGGAACAGCAACGACAACAACAGCUUUACGAUUCCUAUGAAUCAGAGGCCUCUUAUUAUAUAACAGCUGUGGACGGAGCUUUAAAUUCUCACAACAGCAGCAGCGGCGUUGCUGGUGGCGGCAGCGACGUCACAACCAGUUAUAAUGGAGCGGAAAGUAAUGGGGCUGAAGAUGAAGAGGAAGCUGAGGCCGAUGAAGAAAACGACGAUGAAGACAGUGGCGACGACGACGAUGAGGAGGAGGAAGACGGCGACGAAGAUGAGGAAGCCGAAACAGACGAAGUUGACGACGCCGCCUCCUACACAAAUGGAAAUGUCGGGGCAACAUAUGGUAUGCAGUUCAGUGCGCAAACGACGAUCGAGCAACAGAAUCGUUCGAUAAAAAUAAAAUUCAAAAAGGAGCGCCCAGCAGGCAACGAUACACUGCAGAGCAGCACCUACAGUGCCUAUACCAUUGAGCGCACCUAUCAGCAGCAGGAGGAGCAUCUGCCCGCUUCCCCCAAACUGGAGAGCAAUGUGCAGAGGCAACGCAAUGGCCACCACUUCCAUCCCUAUAUGCUGGGGCAGACGUCGACGCCAAAGAGCGAGUGUGUAUCAGCAGCUAAUGGCUAUAGACGAGCGCGUGGCAAGUUAAAGCGCAGCAAGUUCCAAGCCGACCUGUGCAGCAAUAGCAAUUCAUCAUCGUCCGCUUUGGAGUUUCCGUUCAAUGGUGAAGCAAAUGCCUCUGCUGCUGCUGCUAUAGCCCAAGGUUCUGCCGCGAAAGCUAGAGCACCUGCUUCUGUUCCAGCCGGCGGUGCGGCUACCCUACAAAAUGCCACAUUUAACGACAAUGCCAAUUUUUCAUUCGCCAGCGCGAGUGCCUUUGAUAAUUCCAAUAGUUCAUUAGCAUCGGCCGUGGAUCGUCUAAAUUUCCGCGAUGUCUCCCGUGUGGCCACCAACAAUAAUAAAACCAUGCAGUCGCACAAUAACAAUAUCCCCACCACCAACAACAACAACACCAGCACUAUCCAUAAUGCAACAGCAGGAAACACAACGGUGGCCGAUUUCUCCACAUUCCAGGAGAAUUCGUAUUUUGCCACCCAACACGACAUUGAGGCCAAAGAACGCCGAUUGUCCAAGGCACUGGAGACCAUCGAACGCCAUAUGGCUAAGGAGGCCAUUGAUCCGUUCAAUAGUGAAUUGUGCCGCGCCUUCCUCGCCAAGCUCGACUUUCCCGGCGAUGAUGUGCACGCAAGCUAUAAGAUUAUACAAACGCCACUGCCAAAAAUUUCCAAUACUCGCACACUCAACGUCCUAGAGGGCGUGCAGUUCAGCAUCGAUAAGGAGGUUGGACGUGGAUCCUACGGUUCGGUGUAUAAGGCGACCGAUGCGCGGUCGGGCAAUGUAGUGGCCUUGAAGUAUCAGAAACCCCCAAAUACCUGGGAGAUCUACAUUUGUGAUCAGGUGCUGAAGCGCAUCACAAACCCAGAAGUGCUGCCCGGCUUCAUGGAUAUUUCAACGGCUAUUAUAGCGCCCAAUGCCAGCCUGAUUGCUACAGAGUUUUCGCCUUUCGGUUCGCUGCUGGACAUCAACAAUAAAAUACGACAGGCCACCACAAAAGUGAUGCACGAAUCGCUCGUCAUGCAUUUCUCGGCACAGAUAUGCAAUAUUGUGGAGCAUCUCCAUCGUCAGCAUAUCAUACAUGCGGACAUAAAGCCGGACAACUUCCUGCUGAUGCGUGUACCCAGUGUGGACAGCAAUCUGCCGUCGCUCCGCCUUAUCGACUUUGGCUGUGCCAUCGACAUGUCCCUCUUCCCGGACGGCGAACACACGAAGUUCCGCAAGGUGGUGCAGACGGAUGGUUUCACCUGCAUUGAGAUGCAAGAAGGUCGCCCGUGGUCGUACGAAACGGAUCUCUUCUGCAUUGCAGGCACCGUGCAUGUGAUGCUCUUUGGUGAGUAUAUGCAGCCGCAGAAACGCGGAUCCUCGUGGGAUAUUCGCCAGAAAUUACCGCGCUAUCUGAAGAAGCACGUGUGGGGCAAGUUCUUCGGCGAGCUACUCAACAUGCAGGCCGACAAGCUGCCCGAUCUGAAGGAGAUGCGCCAGAUCAUGGAGGAAGAGUGCUGUCGCAUGGACUCGGAGCUACAGAAACAAAUACGCACUCUGUCCAAUAUAUUGCAUCGCCGAUAACCACUUCUUCCGAUCGUCGUUAUAGAUCUUUGUAUUUACCCAAUCAACCUUUGAAUAAUCUAUCUUUCUGGGCACUUUGUUAUCAGUUUGUUUCAACGCCCGUUCUAACAUUUGAUGUUUUUAUUUCAUAUUUUCAUAAUUUAUUAUUUUUUAUACCAAAAACUAAUUACGUUUCUUGUACCAAUGCGAAAGACGCACUGAAACCCCAUGUAAAUACUAUGUAUAUGCUUGGCUCUAAAUGCUAAAAAAAAAGAAAAAAAAACAGUUCGUAAUGCGGGAAUA